Molecule: messenger RNA, 1581 nt
Organism: Mesorhabditis belari
Lineage: Eukaryota; Metazoa; Nematoda; Chromadorea; Rhabditida; Rhabditidae
Source: the annotation of a GenBank genome assembly
AUGGAAAACGGCAACGGUUACAAGGACUCGGAUUCCGUAACCCAACGACGCAAUGGGCAACGCGUCGACAUCUACAGCAAUGGGGCCACAAAAGAACAGGAGUCCUCUUUCCAAGGAAACGGAGUUUUUGUGCACGAUGGAGAGACACGAAUCGGCAUGAAAGGGCAACAAGUUCAACAGGAAAAGGAUCCAAGGAUGGCGACGGCUUUGCAGAAGCAUCAAUUCACGAUACUCGUCUUGUUGUUUCAAAUCCUUUUCUUCGUGAUCUUUGGUCUUUUUGCCAAGUAUGACACUGCAGCGAUGCCCAAUAAAGAUGGUGUCGAUGAUCCAAUUCCCGUUGCAAAGAUGUACUCAAUGUUCCAAGACACGCACGUGAUGAUCUACAUCGGUUUCGGUUUCCUAAUGACUUUCUUGAGAAGAUACGGUUUCUCAGCUCUUUCCAUUAACAUGCUUCUUGCGGCGUUCACCAUCGAAUAUGCGGUGAUUGUUCGUGGCUUUAUGGGGCAUGAGUUCCAGAAACACGGAUAUUUCACGAUCGGAUUAGAGCAAAUCUUGACCUCGGACUUCGCCGCGGCUGUGGUGCUGAUCUCAAUGGGGGCAAUGCUGGGAAAACUCUCGCCCGUUCAGUACAUUGUCAUGACGAUCUUUGAGAUCCCUGUCGCACUUGGAGCUGAGCAUUUUGUUGUGCACACGUUGAAGAUCAACGACGUCGGGGGUUCAAUCGUUGUGCACGCUUUCGGCGCCUAUUUCGGACUCGCUUGCAGCAAGGCUUUUGGACGGAAAGAGCAACGAGGACACCCGAAUGAGGGAUCCAACUAUCACUCGGACACAUUUGCAAUGAUCGGAGCCAUCUUCUUGUGGGUCUUCUGGCCAUCAUUCAACGCAGCUGUGGCUGAGCCAGCCGAUGCAAAACAUCGAGCCGUUCUCAACACCGUUCUCUCGCUCGCCUCGUGCACCGUGGCCACCUUCAUUGUCUCACAAGCCACAGAUCAUCACAAGAAAUUCGAGAUGGUCCACGUUGCGAACUCAACGCUAGCUGGUGGUGUCGCCAUCGGCACAGUGGCCAAUGUUUGCUUGUCUCCACUUCACGCGAUCAUUGUCGGAUUUAUCGCUGGAUGUGUUUCCGUCAUCGGAUACAGAUAUAUUACGCCUGUCUUGUCUGAGAAAUUGGGCAUGCACGACACUUGUGGAGUUCACAAUCUUCACGGAAUGCCCGCCGUGAUUGCCGCUUUUGCCUCGGUGGCCAUGGCUCUCUAUUAUAAUCCAGAGGAUUAUGGAAAGAGCUUGGGAACGAUCUAUGCUGGAAUGAAGACUGAAGAGAACAAGGAUGGUUUUGAUCAGACUGGCCAGGCUGUUCACCAACUCGCCGGCCUUGGCGUCGUUCUUCUCGCCGCGAUUAUUAGUGGAUUUAUUACAGGGUUCAUCCUCAAGCUGAAAGUCUGGAACCAAGUCCGCGAGAAGGAAUUCUACGCCGAUGCUGACUACUUUGAGACUCCAUCUGACUACGAUUUCACCUCAAGGAUCACCUCUUGCAUCGAUCAUGUCGACAUCAACGAACGAACUCCACUUCAUAAAGAAGCU